Dictyostelium purpureum is the source of this 1002-nucleotide messenger RNA. RefSeq lists its product as uncharacterized. The transcript has a single exon. Bases 1 to 1002 code for a protein of 333 amino acids. The record is from RefSeq and is a predicted model, not a curated record. Lineage: Eukaryota; Evosea; Eumycetozoa; Dictyosteliales; Dictyosteliaceae.
AUGGAUAAAAUAAUAAUUUUUAAUAAUUUAAAAGAUUUGUAUUUCCUUAAAAAUAAAGAACAUUUAACCCAUAUUAGAGUUGAAAGUGAUGAAAAUGAUGGCUCUUUUGAUUAUGCAAAAUUCAAAUUUCCAAUUUCAACAAAAAAAUUAAUAUUAGGAAGAAAUUUUAAUAAUGAAAUACUCCCUGGUCAAUUACCAAGUGGUAUAGAAAAGCUAAUUAUAGGUACAAGAUAUUGCUAUAAUUUUAGUAAGGGGGUUCUCCCAAAUACUUUAAAAACUAUCAAAAUCUAUAGAUGGAAUCAAGAAAUUAAUGAAUUUACUUUCCCAGUUGGUAUUAGAAAAAUUAAAAUUGAAUAUGAUUUUGAUAAUGGAGGAAAUGAAAUUAAACAUGGAGUAUUACCAAACACCUUGGUUCUAAUAAAACUUGGUGAGUUUUUUAACCAGACAUUGAAAUUCGGUCAAUUACCUUUGUCAAUUGAAUCACUCAACUUUGGAAAACAUUUUGAUAAUGGAGGCAAACCAUUAGAAAAUGGAGCAAUACCAAUAAAUUGUAAAAAAUUAGUAUUUGGUCAAAAGUUUAAUAAUGGUAAAAAACCAUUAAAAAAAAAUGAUUUACCAAUAGGUCUUACAUCAUUAAUAUUUGGAGACUUGUUUAAUCAAAAACUUUCAAAAGACUCUCUUCCGCCAACUUUAAAAUUUAUAAAAUUUGGUCAUUCUUUUAACAAUGGUAAUAAUUAUUCAAUGAAAGAUUGCAUUCCAUUGGGUGUACAAGAAAUUAGGUAUGAUUAUAGAAAAGAUUCUAAAUUUGAUAAAAAUUUAAAAGAACAUUGCCCAUCAUCAUGCAAUCUUAUUAAAACCUAUCCGACUAAUCUAGAUGAAGAAGAAAAAAUUGAUUGUUUUUCAGUAUUUGUAUUGACAAUAUUCUACUUGACAUGUGUGCCAAUAUACACAUUUUUCCAAUUUUUAAAAAGAAUUUUUACAAAUAGAAACCAAAAUAAUUAA